Ordospora pajunii is the source of this 780-nucleotide messenger RNA. Its product is annotated as diphthamide synthase. The record is from RefSeq and is a predicted model, not a curated record. Bases 1 to 780 code for a protein of 259 amino acids. Lineage: Eukaryota; Fungi; Microsporidia; Ordosporidae. Gene Ontology annotation, molecular function: diphthine-ammonia ligase activity. The transcript has a single exon. Gene Ontology annotation, biological process: protein histidyl modification to diphthamide.
AUGAGGUAUCUUGCGCUUGUGAGUGGUGGAAAAGACAGUAUCUACUCGAUCAAGUGCCUUGAGAAGGAGGGACAUUGUGUUGUGUGCCUGUUGUACAUGAAGAGCUCCGAAGAGUAUAGCGAUUCGUAUAUGUAUCAGACAGUUGGCUCUGAAGUUGCCGAAAUGCUUGGGGAGUGCAUGGACGUACCUAUUUUUGUACAUGAGACGAAGUGCAGAAGCAUUAACCAGCAGCUUGAGUAUACAAAAUCAGAUGGCGAUGAGGUUGAGGAUUUGUAUUGUGCAGUCUUGAAUGCACUGGAACAAGUUGGUUUUGAAGCAGUGUCAUCGGGUGCUAUUCUCUCACGGUAUCAGAAGAGCAGAGUUGAGAGUGUUUGCAGACGUCUGUCUCUCUGUAGUUUAUCGCCACUUUGGCAGAUGGACCAAAGGAUACUGGUUGAGCGAAUGAUUGAAGAAGGCAUUGAGGCAAGAAUAGUGAAGGUUGCAUCCUCAUCGCUCGGAAAGCACUGUAUAGGAAUGGACCUGAAGCAGAUGCUUGAGUGUUUGAGUGAUGAGUUACACAGUGCAGAGACAAAUUUUUGCGGAGAAGGAGGAGAGUACGAAAGUGUGGUGUUGGACUGUCCGAUGUUCAGAAAGCGAAUAGUAAUACAUGAUUAUGAGGUGUACGAGCAUCCGGAAGAGGUGGGACGAAAUGGAUGUGUGUUCUACAUGAAGAUACACAAAUGUGAGCUGAGCAACAAAGUUGAUGCAUUAAUUAAGUUUGAUCGCGAGCAUCAACCCUAA